Podarcis lilfordi (Lilford's wall lizard) is the source of this 4875-nucleotide messenger RNA. Lineage: Eukaryota; Metazoa; Chordata; Lepidosauria; Squamata; Lacertidae. The record is from the annotation of a GenBank genome assembly.
AUGGAUGAGCGAGACUCAGCUGGCCCUGGAACAGAAAGAGGCCAUGCCAUCCAAACUGGGAGCAGUGAGGGAUUCUGGGAAAACUCUGUGCAGACGAUCCUGGGUGAGGAGGACACCCUCUGCUCAGAGGUGCAGAGCCAGCAGGUGAGGCAGUUCUGCUGCCAGGAGACCAAAGGACCCCGAGAGGUUUGCAGCCGACUCUACCACCUUUGCCGUCAGUGGCUGAAGCCAGAAAGGCACACGAAAGCUGAGAUGCUGGACCUGGUGAUCUUGGAGCAGUUCCUGGCUGUCCUUCCACCGGAGAUGGAGAGCUGGGUGAGGGACUGUGGAGCGGAGACCAGUUCCCAGGCGGUGGCCCUGGCCGAAGGUUUCCUCCUGAGUCAGGCAGAGGAGAGAAAGCAGGUGAGAGAGACUUUCCUCUGGAUACUCCCAAGGGGCUCCAAACAGGACAGAGAACAUCCCAUCAUGCUCUACUGAUGGCUCAUAUUUUUUUCCUGGGAAGUGUUACGGUAAAAUCUGGGUGUGAGGCUGCUCUGCCACCCAGCUCGUCGGACUAAGUCCGUGGGUCCCUGCGGAGGAAAAAAUGAGCUCAGCCGGAGACAGGAGCAAGCUGCAGAAGAUCCAAGUUUCUUGUGCAACAGGUUCAAGGCGAGAUUGAACCGCGAGAAAGGGGUGACAUGAACUUUUAAAACUUCCCUCCAUGUCCCAGAAUACAGUGCAGAAUACAUCACAGUUACAACAUGAAUACAUUAAGGAGAGGUUGGGUUACACAGAUUACAUCAUGAAUACAUUAGGAAGAGGUUGGGUUACACAGAUUAACAUAUGGAGGAGGGAGGGGGGAAUAUGCAGAGCUGGAGAUAUGCGCAGAUAAGCACAUCCUGAGUACCGGUGAUGAGAAGACAAUGGUCCAUGUAUGCCUAGUCUGCCACCUGGCAUUGCCCGGAGGAAAGGCUUGGCAGAGUGAUUUGACGGGAUUAGGGUCUUCCUGAGAGUACGUGACACCUCGCUUGAGGGAUUAUGGAGGACAGGGGAGGUGUCAUGGAGUCCUAGAAAAAUUGAGCCGAUUGGCACCAAAAGCAAGAAAAUUGGUGUUGUGGUUGAUUUUAUAUGAAUUUUUAAAGAUUUUAGCCCAUUUUAGAUUGACAAUUGAGAUCGGAAACAAAAUGGAUACAUUGUAGCAAGAUUUGACAAUUUUAUGAGUUCACAAGUUUUGAUUCCAUUGUUCUCCCAGCGGGGAGCCGUCAGCAGCUUGUCAAGAGGUUAAAUGAGGCGUGCAGGAGCUCGCUGAGGUAGCUCUGCAAGACGAAUGCAUGGUUCUGAUUGGGUAGAACGCACCCAUUCAAAGGAUAGGAAAUAUAACUCUAUACGGUCUACCCAUAGUAAAAUAGAGCGGGAGGGAAGGCAUAAGAGUUUGGGCUUAUUUCGCCCGUAAUAGCGGAUCAGUGUAGGAAAGGGGAAAGGCACUUUAUUUAUGGGGCUUGGGGUAAAGUGUGGUGCUUGGUGUGGGGGCUGAGGGGGUCCAUGUGGGGCUGGGUGCCCUUGAGGUCAUCGCCUCGGACCCUCUGGUGACCGGCAGAAGGGUGAAGAAGACAUGCUCCCCCCCCUUCCGUAUCAGAAGGCAUCCAUGGAAUGAGAUCUGUCACCCUUGAAGCUGUUGGCCCUGUCAUUCAUUUUUUAAUCCUUCUCCCCAUUCUCUCUUUUGAAUACUUUUUUCUUUUUCAGGGAAAGGAUCUCUUUGCAGAAAUGGGCCAGAUUUCUUCUGAGGCAGAGAGGCCUCUGCUGGACACCAGAGAGAGGCAGCUGGGUAAGGAGGGAGGAGGUUUUUCUCCGUUUAGUCUCAUUCUGUUGGUUUUCCAACUCAUCUGUGGGUACUUUUCAUCUUUUGUUGGGGGAGAUAGUGGGGAGGGGAGAUAUGUUUUUUCACAACUAACAUCUGAAGUGCACCCAAACAUUCAAAUGCACUCAGCAGGCGAGACUUUCUCAAAGGCCCCUCUAGUUUAAUAAUAAUAAUAAUAAUAAUAAUAAUAAUAAUAAUAAUAAUAGUUUAGAUGCACUGAUUCACCUGUUAGACAAGAAGGCACUCUGGGCCUCCCCCUUACCAUUUUCCCUCUUGCAGGUGACACAGUGAUACUGGCUAAACCUCUUCAACCAUCUCUGAAUGGGGACGGAAGAGAAGCAGUGGCUGUGGAACCAGAUCAGGUCAGGGGAAGCUGCCUUGUGGGGACAGAGGUCAAGGGGCGGAACAAUGUCGUAGCUCAAGGAGUGGUGGUGAACAACAGUGUUGUCUCAGAGGAGGACAUUUCCCUUUUUCCUUUAGGGUCCAGUGUGCUUUGAAGAUGUUGCUGUUUGUUUCACGGAUGAGGAGUGGGAGUUGCUGGAUCCUGACCAGAGAGCUCUGCAUAAGGAGGUCAUGGAGGAGAAUCGUGGGACCGUGGCCUCUCUCCGUAAGGCUCCCAGUGGGAUCAUAAUAUCUGUUUCUAAAUUCAAAACUCCAUAUGUGACGAACCUCAUAUAUUUUCACAGAACUCAACAGCGCCCCCUACAACACCGGAUAUCACAACCCAAAAAAACAUUGAACAGUAGAUUGCUGUUUUUUCUGUGAAUGUUCUUCCUCCAGUUGCAGCUCAUUAAACAAGGAUCAGCUGGUCUGAACUCCCCAGACCCUUUUGACUGUAUACUUCAGAGUUGUUAGGGAAGUUGACGUAGCUUGUGUCAGGUUUUCAGUUUUUGUUUUUUCUCCCGUCAGUCUUUGGUUGUCCAAAGAGAAGACUGACAUUGGAAAUGGAGGGAUGCCAUGAUGGAGCCAAAGAAAAUCCAUUCGAGAGAAGAGCCAGGCUUAUCGAAUCACAGGUUCCCCUAAGGAUGUCGGUUGAUCCCCGUUAAUUAAUGCACCCAACCCUUCAGAAAACCAUCCAUCUAACCCACUAGUGUUAUUCCUCUAUUACCAGUGUUAACAAGUAUUCUUCCUUAAUUUCUCCCUGAGGCGCUAAUCCAUUUCUCUUCAUUGCAGAUAGUGAUGGAUUGGAAAUCAAGGACAAGGGUGACCAUGACAAAAUCCCCACAAUGGAGAAGCUGUAUAAAUAUCUUGAAAGUGGAAAAAGUUCCAAUUCCACUUCCCAUCAAGGAAAUCUCAUUAGGAAGAAACCCUAUCACUGUGUGGAAUGUGGAAAGAGCUUCAGGAAGAGCUCCGAUCUCACUUCCCAUCAAAUAAUUCAUACAGGGGAGAAACCCUAUCAGUGCUUUGAAUGUGGAAAGAGCUUCACUCACAGCCACCAUCUCACUUCCCAUCAGAGAAUUCAUACAGGGGAGAAACCCUAUCAGUGUGUGGAAUGUGGAAAGAGCUUCAGUACGAGCUCCAAUCUCACUUCCCAUCAGAGAAUUCAUACAGGGGAGAAACCCUAUCAGUGCAUGGAAUGUGGAAAGAGCUUCAGUACGAGCUCCUCUCUCACUUCCCAUCAAAGAAUUCAUACAGGCAAGAAACCCUAUCAGUGCAUGGAAUGUGGAAAGAGCUUCAGGAAUAGCUCAAAACUCACUUCCCAUCAAAGAAUCCAUACAGGGGAGAAACCCUAUCAGUGUGUGGAAUGUGGAAAAAGCUUCAGUACGAGCUCCAAUCUCACUUCCCAUCAGAGAAUUCAUACAGGGGAGAAACCCUAUCAGUGCAUGGAAUGUGGAAAGAGCUUCAGUACAAGCUCCUCUCUCACUUCCCAUCAAAGAAUUCAUACAGGCAAGAAACCCUAUCAGUGUGUGGAAUGUGGAAAGAGCUUCAGGAAUAGCUCAAAACUCACUUCCCAUCAAAGAAUUCAUACAGGGGAGAAGCCCUAUCAGUGUGUGCAAUGUGGAAAGAGCUUCAGGAAGAGCUGCCAUCUCGCUUCCCAUCAGAGAAUUCAUACAGGGGAGAAACCCUAUCAGUGUGUGGAAUGUGGAAAGAGCUUCAGGAAGAGCUGCCAUCUCACUUCCCAUCAGAGAAUUCAUACAGGGGAGAAACCCUAUCAGUGUGUGGAAUGUGGAAAGAGCUUCAAUACGAGCUCUGAGUUCACUAAGCACCAGAGAAUUCAUACAGGGGAGAAGCCCUAUCAGUGUGUGGAAUGUGGAAAGAGCUUUAGUCGCAGCAGCAGUCUCACUUCCCAUCAGAGAAUUCAUACAGGGGAGAAACCUUAUCAGUGUGGGGAAUGUGGAAAAAGCUUCAGUCAGAGCUCCAAUCUCACUUCCCAUCAGAGAAUUCAUACAGGGGAGAAGCCCUAUCAGUGUGUGGAAUGUGGAAAGAGCUUCAGGAAGAGCUGCCAUCUCGCUUCCCAUCAGAGAAUUCAUACAGGGGAGAAACCCUAUCAGUGUGUGGAAUGUGGAAAGAGCUUCAGGAAGAGCUGCCAUCUCGCUUCCCAUCAGAGAAUUCAUACAGGGGAGAAACCCUAUCAGUGUGUGGAAUGUGGAAAGAGCUUCAAUACGAGCUCUGAGUUCACUAAGCACCAGAGAAUUCAUACAGGGGAGAAGCCCUAUCAGCGUGUGGAAUGUGGAAAGAGCUUUAGUCGCAGCAGCAGUCUCACUUCCCAUCAGAGAAUUCAUACAGGGGAGAAACCUUAUCAGUGUGGGGAAUGUGGAAAAAGCUUCAGUCAGAGCUCCAAUCUCACUUCCCAUCAGAGAAUUCAUACAGGGGAGAAACCUUAUCAGUGUGGGGAAUGUGGAAAAAGCUUCAAUCAGAGCGCCAGUCUCAGUUCCCAUCACAGAAUUCAUACAGGAGAGAAACCCUAUCAGUGCUUUGAAUGUGGAAAGAGCUUCAGGAAAAGCUCCUCUCUCAGUUUCCAUCAAAGGAUUCAUACGAAGAGUGGAAAACCCUUCAUUAUACAGCUUUCAGCGCUAGAGAAAAACACACCACUUUAA